Molecule: messenger RNA, 657 nt
Organism: Ilex paraguariensis (yerba mate)
Lineage: Eukaryota; Viridiplantae; Streptophyta; Magnoliopsida; Aquifoliales; Aquifoliaceae
Source: the annotation of a GenBank genome assembly
AUGUCAUCUUCGCAAUCUGCCGGAGUGUCUGGUUCUUUGACAGAUCCUGCCCAACUGCCAAGGGAUAUUGAUCUGUCCCCUGGACAACCAUUAGCUUCCAAUCAACCUUCUGGCAGCCUUGGUGUCAUUGGUCGACGGAGUGUUUCUGACCUUGGUGCUAUUGGUGAUAACCUUGGUGGAACAACUGUGAAUUCUGGGGGAAUGCAUGAUCAGUUAUAUAAUUUACAGAUGCUUGAGGCUGCUUUCUAUAAACUUCCUCAACCCAAGGACUCGGAACGUGCAAGGAAUUAUACUCCAAGGCACCCUGCUGUAACCCCUCCAAGCUAUCCUCAAGUACAGGCACCCAUUGUUAACAAUCCUGCCUUCUGGGAACGUCUUGGAGCCGAUAAUUUCGGCACAGAUAGUCUCUUCUUUUCAUUUUACUACCAACAGAAUACCUAUCAGCAAUAUCUGGCUGCUAAAGAGUUGAAGAAGCAAUCAUGGAGAUACCAUAAGAAAUUUAAUACAUGGUUUCAACGGCAUGAGGAGCCAAAAGUUGCCACUGAUGAUUUUGAACAGGGGACGUAUGUAUACUUCGAUUUCCACAUUGACGAGCCACCAAAUGGAUGGUAUGCUUUCUCAACAAAUUUGAUUACAUUAUCUGCACAUAUUGUUUGA